Messenger RNA from Dermochelys coriacea (leatherback sea turtle), 3729 nucleotides. RefSeq names its product calcium/calmodulin dependent protein kinase kinase 1 (gene CAMKK1). Bases 221 to 1792 code for a protein of 523 amino acids. Gene Ontology annotation, biological process: activation of protein kinase activity; protein phosphorylation; CAMKK-AMPK signaling cascade. Gene Ontology annotation, molecular function: ATP binding; protein kinase activity. The transcript has 16 exons. NCBI's taxonomy places the organism in Eukaryota, Metazoa, Chordata, Testudines, Dermochelyidae. The record is from RefSeq and is a predicted model, not a curated record.
GCUGAUAGGAGGAUCACUUGAUACUUUGUAUAGUCUCGGCAAACAGAGGCACGUUGCAAACAGCCCAGGCAGAGACCCAGAGCCGCAGCAGCUCUAGACCUUCCAGCAACCUGCCCAGAGAUCCAUGUGGAGAGAGUCCUUCAUGCCACAUGUUUUCUGUGAGCCCUAAGACCACAGCUGUCUGCAGUGUCAUCUGAGAUCUUGAGAGUCGCACACAGUUAUGGGAGAUUCUCCAGCUGACACCACUGAUGAAGGUGCAGACACAUGCUGCAAAGACACUCAGACUGACCUGGCAGAGAGAAUAGCAGCCAUAGAUGUUGCUGUUGGGCCUAAUAUAGAUGACCAAAAUGUUCAAGAAGCAAUAGAAGAAAAUGACACAGUCUUUUCUGAUAGUUUAGCAGACAUGCAGAGGAAUGGGGUCCAUAGUGACAUGAUAACAAAUGAAUCUUUACCUUCACAAGACCCAGAGGAUGUUCAUCAGAUGAAUGUUCCAAAGAAAGCUCCCACUAGGCCUGUCCUAUCCGGCAGAAAAUUGUCUCUUCAAGAAAGACCUACAGGAAGCUACCUGGCUUCUACCAAUCCUCCAGGCUAUGGUCCUUAUGCAACAGGACCUUUAACACAUAUCUCGCCACGUAUAGUGAGGAGACCAACGAUAGAGUCCAACCGGAUCGCCAUCUCAGAUGCUGAGGACUGUGUGCAAUUAAACCAAUACAAGCUGCAAAGUGAAAUUGGCAAGGGCUCCUAUGGUGUUGUGAAACUGGCCUACAAUGAGAGUGACGACAAGUAUUACGCUAUGAAAGUCCUCUCCAAAAAGAAGCUACUGAAACAGUAUGGAUUUCCACGUCGACCUCCCCCUAGAGGAUCCAAAGCAACUUCUGGUGGGCAGCCAAAACCAAUGGCACCGCUGGAUAGAGUUUAUCAAGAAAUAGCCAUCUUAAAGAAACUGGACCAUAUCAACAUUGUGAAGCUGAUCGAGGUACUGGAUGAUUCUGCAGAGGACAAUCUGUACAUGGUGUUUGACCUUCUGCGCAAGGGACCUGUCAUGGAGGUGCCAACUGACCAGCCAUUCACUGAAGAGCAGGCUCGGCUCUACUUUAAGGACAUUGUCAUGGGCAUAGAGUACUUGCAUUAUCAGAAGAUCAUUCACCGGGACAUCAAGCCUUCCAACCUGCUCUUGGGAGAUGAUGGGCAUGUCAAAAUAGCUGAUUUUGGAGUCAGUAAUCAGUUUGAAGGGAAUGACGCCCAGCUUUCCAGUACUGCCGGAACACCAGCCUUCAUGGCUCCAGAGGCGAUUUCAGAUUCUGGCAAAAGCUUUAGUGGAAAGGCACUUGAUGUAUGGGCCAUGGGAAUUACUUUGUAUUGCUUUGUAUAUGGGAAGUGCCCUUUUAUAGAUGAAUACAUUCUGGCUCUCCAUAACAAGAUCAAGAACAAGGUGGUGGAAUUCCCAGAAGAGCCACAGAUAAGUGAAGAGCUCAAAGAACUGAUUGUAAAGAUGCUGGAUAAAAAUCCAGAAACAAGGAUAACAGUUCCUGAGAUUAAGUUGCAUCCCUGGCUAACAAAUUUUGGGGAGGAUCCACUGCCUUUGGAGGAAGAGCAUUGCACUGUGGUGGAGGUGACUGAGGAGGAGGUGAAGAAUUCCAUCAAGACAAUCCCAAGCUUGCCAGCUGUAAUUUUAGUGAAGGCCAUGCUAAGGAAACGCUCAUUUGGAAACCCAUUUGAGGUUCAGGCCAGAAGGGAAGAGAGGUCCAUGUCUGCUCCAGGAAACCUAUUAAUAACCAAAAGUGUGCUGUAAAUCUACCACAUGAUUAACCAACUGUGGAUAAUGAACUGCACUCCUAAUCCAGAAAGGAAAGAGUUACUGCAGUCAUAUUGAACUGAACCUGGCUAACAGAAGAAACACUUCUAUCUUUAUGACCUUACCUAGAACAGGUUUUAAUAUCUUUUUCCCAGGAACCCCAUCCUAUGAGGUGCUGAGUGCUUCCUUUUAGGGUUCUGAGCAUGCUCAAAUCCCAUUGAGAUUUGGCCUGUAGUGAGUGCAGAGAUGUACCAUGCUCUCUGAUUUCUGCUGCCAGUUUUCUGAAGCUCACUGAUUUUCAGAGUCUACAAACUGACAGUUUCAAUCCAGGCUGGCAAGCGAGAUGUCAUCCAAGAGACUAUUCUAUAUGAUGUGAUUUUUAGCUUCAAGUACAGUCUCGGGUACAUGUCAGAAGAGCAUUUCAAAUGUUGAUACUUCAUCAGCUUAGCGGGAAGAGUUUAUCUUCACUUUAUACAACUCUCAGACCAUCACCUUCCAUUCCUAUCAUCCUAUGACAUAUCCUCAUAUAGUUCCUUGCCAGCAAGUCUCUUCACUCUAUGAUGUUGAGACUUUACUGAGUCUAAAGAAAAAUACCAAAUAGCUGUCACACCCUCCAGACUAUUUAACUCAAGGGAAGCAAUGGGUGCAUUUUUGUUUUCCUUUUCUUCAAAUCUUAUCCUAACUGGUAUAUUAGGAUUUUCUCUUGUUCUCGUAGAAAUCACUGAGAUACAUAGAAAUAGCCAUACUGGAUUAGACCAGUGGUCCAUCUAGUCUAUCUCUGACAGUAAUCAGUGCCAAAUGUUUAAGAGGAAGGUAGCAUAAGAAAACCCUUUAGUAGGCAAUGAUAGAAUAAACUACCAAUAGGAGACAUUUCUUCCUGACCCCUCUGUUUGUCUUAUGCCCUGAAGCAUAAGAGUUUAUAUCCCUUCUAAAAAAAUCUUUAUCCAAUCUAUCUGAUUUUUUUAAAUCUUAUUAAGCCUUGGUGACAGGUAGUAUACCUCUAUUGUGUCCCUUUUAUUUAUCUCCUCUCUAAAUUGAACAAUUCUAGUCUUUUCAGUCUCUUCUUGAAUGUAAGCUUUUCCCCGCUUCUAAUCAUUUUCAUCCACCAUGUCUAGACUUAGUUUCCUUAAUAGCCUCUUGUGUGGCAUUGUGUCAAAGGCUUUUUGAAAUAAAUUAUGUCAGCUAGUUCUCGUUUAUCCACUAUUGUGUUGGCUUGCUCAAGGCACUUGAUUUACAAUAAUGAGCCAGUUCACUGAUUGAAUCACAGCCAAUCUGUGGUUGCUCCAAAGCAAGGAAGUUUAUAUCUCUUCUUUAAAAAAAAGUUUAUCCUAAUCUAUUGUAACCUUUGUGUGUAAAACAAGUGCUCAGCUGUGCUGUCCUCUUCACUUAAUUUUACCCAAUCAGCUUAUGUGAUAUCGUGCAAUCAGCAUUUCUGGCACCUUCUAGUAAUGUUUGAUUACCCUAAACUAAGACUUGCAAAAAUGGACCUUAUGGACCAGCAUAGGAAUGUUUAUAAUUAAAUCAAGAGACAUUGACACAUCAGACAGUAUUUCUUACAUACAGUGAUAUAUUUAACACUGUAAACAGAUAAUUUAAAAUAAUAUGAAUUUUUCUUUUUAUGCAUUGUAAAAGUUAGAUUAGUGCACUUGAAUGAAAGAGAUUUAAGCUUUCUUUCUCUGUGUUUUGCUUCAUUGCAUUUAAGAAAAUACAGAAAGCAAGAGGCAAAGCUAUUUUAUUUCUGUGAAGUCUAAGUGGGAGUGCUCAUUGUACUAGGUGAAUUAUGUCCUGAUUACAUUGAGUACAUUUGCAAAGAGAAAUUGUGCUAGAUAUUAAACUCAUGCUUCAUGCCAACCUAACUUUCUUAAUUUACAAUGGAUUGUUCUGUAUAAAAUCAUCUGCAAUAUAAAAGUAAAAGAAAACAUAAAUGUACAUGU